UAGGGCAUGGACUCCUGGUAUCCAGGAAGUCAAGCUGUAGGAAGCGAGCAGAAAAACUAAAGGUAAAAAUAGGUGUUCUGUUUUUGCUGCUUAACUAGCUAGGCACACACCGGGAACAUGGAGUGGAAAGAACAAAACCAGGAAUGCCGCCAUCAUGGGCGUGGGUGUGGGCACGGGCAUGGAGACAGACAUGGUCAUGGGAAUGGACAUGGGCUUCGACAUGGAUUCCGUGAACAUCCUGAACAUAUGGAUGAACCUACAAAUGACCCCACACAACAGCCCAAAAGCCUUUCAUUCAUAGACGACCAAAGCAACUGGGACAUUGUACAAGCUACACAGUAUGGGGCCCUGGAAAGGUGUAAGGCGCUUGUGGAAGCAGGUUAUGAUGUCCGACAGCCGGACAAAGAAAACGUUUCUCUCCUUCACUGGGCAGCUAUCAACAACAGAGUGGACCUGGUCAAGUAUUACAUUUCUAAAGGUGCAAUAAUAGACCAGCUGGGUGGAGAUUUAAAUUCAACUCCUCUUCACUGGGCUGUAAGACAGGGUCAUUUAUCCACGGUGGUCGUGCUGUUGAAAUACAGAGCAGACCUUGCACUGGUAGAUGGAGAAGGGUUUAGCAGUAUUCACCUAGCAGUCCUGUUCCAGCACAUGCCCAUUAUAGCUUAUCUUCUUGCAAAAGGGCAGGAUGUAGAUAUGCCAGAUUUAAACGGACAGACACCUUUGAUGUUAGCAGCUCAGAAAAUCAUUGGACCUGAACCUGCUCACAUUCUCCUUAAGUUUAAUGCUUCAGUCAGUGCUGUGGACAAGGUACAUAAAAACACCCCUCUGCACUGGGCAGUGAUGUCAGGCAAUGACAAUGCAGCUCAUUUUCUAUUGGAAGCAGGAGCUGAUGUGGAAGCCCAGAAUGCGAAGGGAGAGACUCCUCUUCAUCUUGCUCAUCAGGUUAGGAACCCCCUACUGAUUCACAUGCUAACACAAGUGAAACAUGAGAGAAGUAACGCCAACAUGAUGUUUUUCAGGAGAUUGCAAAGAUACAAGUUCCAUUUGGUCUUGCUGUUUUGCAUAUGUGUGCUGUGGGCAGUAGGAUUCAUAGCUGACAUGAAUUCAGAAUCAUGGUUACUUAAAGGAACACUCUUUGCCUGUAUGUAUGCGGUAAUUCAUCUUGUUACAAGGCGCUUCAUGGGAUCUCAGGUCCAGACCUUCUUGCCUGCAGCUCUUCUUCUGGCCUCGCUGUUUUUGAUUUUUGUGACCUGGUUCGUUUUGUUCCUGCCAGAUCUGUCUGAGCCAAUUUUCCAGAUCCCCUUUACUGUCAAUCUUACAGGGCUCCUGUAUUUCUAUUACAAAAGCUGGAGAACAGACCCUGGGUACAUCAGAGCCACAGAAGAAGAUAAGAAAGAGAACGUUAUCACUCUUGCAGAGGCAGGCUGCCUAGAACUGGGGCUCUUUUGCAGCUCAUGUCUUGUGCGCAGGCCUAUGCGAUCAAUGCAUUGUUUUGCAUGUGAUAGCUGUGUAGCAAGACAUGACCAUCACUCUCUGUGGACUAAUGGUUGUAUAGGUACUGGAAAUCAUCGCUAUUUUUUGGGAUUUGUGUUUUUCCUCUCCCUUGUUGGAGGGUGGAUGUUCUAUGGGACCAUUGUGUAUUGGUCAUCUCACUGCCCUACUAACUAUCAGGAGGAUGGCGUGUGGGGAUUUGCGAUUCAGAUUGUUUCCUGUUCUCCCUGGGUGAUGUUCAUAUUCACUGUAGUUUUAAUCCACACCUCAUGGUCUUCUCUCCUGCUAUUAACACAGCUGUAUCACAUUGCGUUCUUGGGUUUGACUGUAACUGAAAGAUUAAAUAUUUUGAAGCGUAUAAAAAGAUCCAGGCAUGCAAUUUCAAUAAAGCAAAACCCAUACAAUUUGGGUUGUUUCAAGAACAUUGUGAAUUUCUUCCAGUUGAGGUGCUUUGGCCUGUUUAAACCAAACAUCGUCGACUGGACUCAGCAGUACAAUAUAUCUGUUCUCUCACAACAGCCAGUGCCUGGUGACUUGCAAGCAGUGUAAAAGGUGUAUUGGUUUGGUAAAUGAUUGUUAUUUAAAAUCAAGACAUUAUAGCAGUCAAAAUUGCAUUGGUAAAUAUUUUUGCAUUUUUUUUUUUAAUAUUGUCAAUGAAUGUUCACUUGCGAUGAUUUAACACAACUCCGAAUGAUUCCCUGAAUAUGUUUCCUGCUUUUGUAUGAUUAUUGAAACUGCUCUUGAUCACUAAGGUUGAAAGUUAAAUCGUUUGCAUGUUCAAUACACAUUUUAUAUUUGAUGAGAUUUUUUAAAAAUUAAGACAUUAAAACCUUUGAAUAGUU
This is a messenger RNA of Acipenser ruthenus (sterlet), 2333 nucleotides long. Its product is annotated as putative palmitoyltransferase ZDHHC13. Gene Ontology annotation, molecular function: protein binding; palmitoyltransferase activity. Gene Ontology annotation, cellular component: Golgi membrane. Gene Ontology annotation, biological process: protein palmitoylation. The transcript is spliced from 17 exons. The record is from RefSeq and is a predicted model, not a curated record. Bases 118 to 2040 code for a protein of 640 amino acids. Lineage: Eukaryota; Metazoa; Chordata; Actinopteri; Acipenseriformes; Acipenseridae.